This is a messenger RNA of Schizophyllum commune H4-8, 653 nucleotides long. RefSeq lists its product as uncharacterized. Lineage: Eukaryota; Fungi; Basidiomycota; Agaricomycetes; Agaricales; Schizophyllaceae. The transcript has a single exon. The record is from RefSeq and is a predicted model, not a curated record. Bases 74 to 547 code for a protein of 157 amino acids.
CGCUCCCCGUACUUCUCCUCCGCCCUCGCCCUUACCUAUGGCGUCCACGCCGUCGACGAUGUACUCCAGUUUCAUGUCUGGCGUAAACACCCCCCUCUCGUCGACGGGCACCCUCACCACGCCCCCGUCCCCCAAGUUUUCAAACAUCCACGGCGCCGUUCAUCAGAACGUCCUCUACGGCAAUCCUCGUAUUGAGCCCUCUCAUAUCAUAGAAUAUGUUGCGUCUCGCAAGGCCAACACCUCCGCUGUCUACAUCUACGAUGUGUCGGAGCAAGCGGGCUUUGGUACGCUUACCAAGGAGUGGACGCAGUCUCUAGAGAAGACUGCUCCCGCGAUCGACGUCCAGACGAGGGCAGGCGCGGGUUUGAGCCUCAUCGGUCGCCUGUCUCAAGGCACGAGCCAUGACACGGGUGCUGUCCUCACCGCCUACACGACCCCGGCGGGUUUGGCCACGAUGGCUCCGUCCCUCGCCCACCUCCCUCCUGCUUCUGCAGCCAGCCGCCUGGUCCUGCAGGUGAGCAUUACAUCACCGAUCGAUGCUCAAUAGCUGAUCCCCCAUAGGUUCCUAACGUCUCCACCGUUGGCGAGACCUUCGCCCUGUCCCCGACGCUGGCGUCGCUCUCGGCAACUCUACCCCUGCUUCCAGACAACGU